Molecule: messenger RNA, 4651 nt
Organism: Lethenteron reissneri (Far Eastern brook lamprey)
Lineage: Eukaryota; Metazoa; Chordata; Hyperoartia; Petromyzontiformes; Petromyzontidae
Gene: XPNPEP2
Product: X-prolyl aminopeptidase 2
Molecular function (GO): metalloaminopeptidase activity
Source: RefSeq, a predicted model, not a curated record
CCGGUGGGUUCUGAGACGGGGCAGCCAGCCUCCGCGCUGCGACGCGCCUUGGCCAGACCGCAGCAGUUCGCACAGGGCCAGCGGCAGCAGCAGCAGCCGCAGCUGAACCUGAACCUCGACUCCACCACGCUGAUCGCGCGCGGGAUGGCCGGCCACGCCGCCCUGCGGCGGCUCUGCCUGCCCCUCGUCCUCCUCUUGCACGCCCUCUUGGGGGACGCGUCUCUGCUGCUGAGACAGCGCAGGGCCAACGAGCAAGUGGAGGCUGUUGCUGCUGCCCCCAGAGACGAACAAGACGUGCGGGACUGCACCGUCAGCCCACCAUUCCUGCCCCCCACCGUUACCAUCACCCAGCAGCGCCUCCUGGGUCUGCGUCAGCUGAUGAGCAAUGUCUCCUACAACCUGGACGUCUACAUCAUCCCAGCCUCCGACUCUCACAUGAGUGAAUACAUCGCUCCCCGUGACGCACGCAUGGCGUGGAUUACUGGGUUCACUGGCUCCUCGGGGAUAGCCGUGGUGGCCAAGACAAAAGCCGGACUGUGGACCGACAGCCGGUACUGGAUUCAAGCCGAGAGGCAGAUGGACUGUAACUGGGAACUGCACAAAGGUGGAACCUCCGACGUCGUGAAGUGGAUCCUCGAGUUGACGACGAAGGGAGGCCGUGUGGGAGUGGACCCCUUCGUCCUCUCCAUCAACCAGUGGAACAGCUUCAACACUCCGCUGUCUGAAGCCGGCCGACUGCUCAUCCCUGUGGACACCAACCUGGUGGACGUGGUGUGGGGCGCCGAGCGGCCAGCAACAUCCAGCACCUUAAUCUACUACCUACCUGACAAGUUCACCGGCAGCACGUGGGUGCAGAAGGUGGAGAAGACGCGCUCACUAAUGCGGGAGCACUCGCUCAAGCCCACAGCUCUCAUCCUGUCCGCACUAGAUGAGUGUGCCUGGCUGUUCAACCUCCGUUGCAAUGACAUCCCCUACAAUCCGUUCUUCUUCGCUUACGCCUUCCUCACGCUCAACGAAACCAGGCUGUACCUGGACCUCCACAAGGUGGGCGACGAGCUGCAUGCGAUCUUCAACGACACGGAGUCUCCCGUGGGGCCGCUGACCCUGCGGGACUACGGCGCGGUGCGCUCGGACCUGCUCGCCUACGGCAAGGGCGACGUGCGCGUGUGGGCCGGGGAGGAGUUCACCACCUACGGCAUCUACCGCCUGCUGCCCAAGGAGAAGCUGGUGAUGGAGCAGUUCUCCCCCGUGCAGCUCACCAAGGCCGUCAAGAACCCGCAAGAGCGGGAGGCACUCAAGUCAUCGCAUAUACGCGAUGCUGUGGCGGUGAUCCAGUACAUGGUGUGGCUGGAGGAGAACGUGCCCAAGGGGACGGUGACGGAGCUGUCAGGCCAGCUGCACCUGGACCUCCUGCGCGGGAAUCAAGCGUUUUCCGAGGGUCCCAGUUUUGAGACCAUUUCGGCAAGUGGACUCAACGGCGCGCUGGCGCACUACAGUGCCAGCAAUGAGACGAACCGCAAACUGACCGCCAGCGAGAUGUACCUGUUCGACUCUGGAGGUCAAUACCGAGAUGGAACAACGGACAUCACUCGCACCCUGCACUGGGGAGUCCCGACGGACUUCAUGAAGGAAGCGUACACGCGAGUGCUGAUGGGGAGCAUCGACCUCAGCCAGGCCAUCUUUCCCGACAACACGCUCGGGGCCCGGUUGGACACGUGGGCGAGGCAUGCGCUGUGGGAGGUUGGACUCAACUAUGGCCACGGCACCGGCCAUGGCAUCGGCAACUUUCUCAGCGUGCAUGAGUGGCCUGUGGGAAUCGGGACAUCCUACGACAUUGGUCUGCGCGAAGGGAUGUUCACCUCCAUAGAACCUGGCUACUACCAGGACAACGAGUUUGGAAUUCGUCUGGAGAACAUUGCGAUGGUCGUAAAAGCAGAUACAGUGUACACGUUUGGAGGGAAGCCCUACCUGACCUUCGAGACCGUGACCCUUGUUCCGUACGAGAAGAAGCUGAUCAAGUUGUCACUGCUGUCCGAUAAGCAGGUGGAGUGGCUGAACCGGUACAACGAUGCCAUAUCUCGCGAGGUGGGCGCCGAGCUGAUGAAGCAGAACCUGAGGAAGGAGCACGAAUGGCUGCGCAGAGCGACCGAGCCGUUCGGCGGCGAGGGAGGCCGAGGAGCGGCUGCGGUGGGGGCGGUGGGGGCCUCGGCGCGCCUCGCUCUGCUCGCCGCACUCUGCACCGCGCUCCUCGUGCCUCGCGCCCUCCACUGAGCUGGGGGGGGGGGGGUGCGCAGGGGGGGGCGGGGAUCACGUCAUCUCUCUCUCAUUGCUUAACGGACGUGCAACCGGUGCUCGUCUUCGUAAAUAAAUUAAUCGAUAACUAGAUGAUUUAGCAAUUCUUUUUCUUUAUUUGCGUCGUCGUUCAUGCAGAUUGCAUCUCGCAAUCGUCGCUGAGUAGGCAUGAGUUGGAAGGCCGCAGCAGCAGGCAGUCGGUCGGUCAGCUGGCGCUGCCAACAAUUGUUCUGACAUUCUCUAUAUGAAGAUGUUUUCCGCGAAUUAGUAAGUGUGUAUUAUACAUGUGGGAGGAAAUCGGACCACCCAGAGAAUACCCACCCGUGCGAGGGGGCAACAUUCUAUCCCAUACAGAAGAGGGAGAUUAUAUGAGUCCACACUUUUUUCUGUCCUGCGUUCUGCUGGCGAGCCAAGGUGUUGCACAUCAAUGGCCACGGAAAGGGAGCCUCGCAAAAUUGAGCAAUUUGGCAGAUCCACCGACCCUCGCUGCCUCCCUCACUGUCUGGAUGACAAGCCACGUGCUUGGCCACCACCACGCGGCUGGUCCACAGUUUGGGUUGCAUGGCCACAGUCGCACUCCUCUGGCUUUUCGUUAAAUGAAAGAGAUGUGCGCACCGGCCUGUUGACGUUCUCAUGCGAUUAAUGGUUACACUGCCGGUGUCUUCGAGGUAGAAUACCAAUGCCAGGAGGUGGUGCAAUGGUUGCGUUUCGAUUGAGGUGUUUAUUCUGGAUGUCUGAGUUGUUCCACUGCAGACUACAACAUCAGUAAAUUGAGUCCACAACAAUCAUCAAGCUAAGAUAGACACUCAACUUGGUUUAGAUGUGGCCAAGAGACACCCAUACAUUUUUUAAAACAAAAUUCGCGGAUAUUUUUCUCCCCCAACAUAGGUGACACAGACGCUGAUUAUGCUGAUGACAAAUGCCUUUACAUAUGCACAAGCACAUUUUAUUAUUUCCCUCCACUGCCAUCUUUUGGCCACGUCGCAGCCCGGCAUGUUUGGGGAGUUUCACACAAACCUGUGUGAUCACAUCCAGAUAAUGAUUAGUGUCGUUAGCCAGGCAAAGAUGCAUCGAAUCGUUCAUCCAAAGUUAUGCCUAUGCUCACGAUACAUCCGUCCAAUUGUGAAUGUGAUAAUCAAUCACGCACAUUGUAUGAUAAUCGUGUGCUACGCUCGGGUGCCAUGUGGGCACGUGGAGUGAACAAAGUGCAACAAACCGAGACGAAGAAAGUAUGAAGCAGGGUAAAUGAGACGGCAAAACCGAGCCCUAACAAUAACGGAUUCUUGAAUUGAAUUACGAUCCUAAGUCGUGAAGGUGCUGUGGCGUUCCACGUGCAAACACAACUCACAAAGCAAUCGGUUUAAUGUUUCACGGCAGGAACCUGCUGAAAAAGAGUGGAGACUGAAUCUCAUCGGCCUUACACCAACGUAACCUUUUUACAAUCCCACAUAACACAGCAGGGCCGUCUGCCACUCUGUGGAAGGACCUGGCAGUUCUACGUGAACUCUGGACCUGAUGUCCUCCUGGAGUAACCAUGAGGCGGUGCGUGAGCAGUCCAACUGAUUGAAUUAUUCACCCCCUGUUUGUAAGCCGCGCAUAUCGUAAUCUCACCGUCAACUGUGAAAACAAUACUUUUUUCCACUGCACAUGCCUUUUUUCUGAUUGUCUAAAGACAAAAACAAUUUCACUUUGGAUUCUCACGAUGUGAUUAUUCUUGCAAUCAAUAAUUAUUGUCUUAAAGUAACAUUUUGGAAACCGUCCCUUCAUCAACCGAAGGAGAGACAUUACCAUCGUAUUCUCCUGAUAAGACAUUUCCCCCCACAUAUUUAAAGCUGAAGUUUGGCGUGCAUCUGAUAAUCCAUUAGGUGUGUGUGGCCAGAUUUGCCUCACGAUAUGUCCCUAUAUAUUGAUACUGGACAUAUUCUGAUUUAAAGCUUUCGUGACUGCAGGGAUUCAUAUUCUUGGUUCUUUCGGUAAAAUCACGUAGAAGGGAAAUAAAUUAAUAAAAAGAAAACAAUAAAAUGACAUUUUCACGACGUUUCGGCCACAACGCAAGCAGCCGUCCUCAGGUGAAGAAACAGAGCUGUCGGAAAGACAGCGUCUUAUUACUUUAUUAUUUCCCUUCUACGACUUAAGUCUGCGGAGAGUCAAACUCCACGACAGAUCUUUGAUACCUCCAGAGCUGAAGUUACUUCAGCUGAAGUUACUUCAGCUCUGGACACUUUUCUGUUAUUCAUUCUGUACUUGUAACAUCGUUAACUUUACUUUUGUUUGAUAUAUUAUGCUCUUUAAAUUACAUCUGAUAUGUUAUGAUAUAUUAUGUUACCUCAUUUAAUUAUUAAAAUAAUACAAGAACAUU